UAUAAAAGCAAUUGCGAAAUUCAGAAUAGUGUGUUUACAAGUUGUGACAUUUUAUUAUAAAUACCAGUAGGCUCUUUUUUGGUAUUUAAAGUAAUAAACAAGAAGAACAAUUAUUAACAAUGAAUUCUUGGACGAUUUUUGGUUGUCUAUUUAUUAGUGUUUCUGUUUCAUUUCUCUUUACUCAAGCUGUGCCAAUUAAACCAGAAAUUCUAGAAUUAGAAACAAACGGCAACUCAGUUUUAUCAAUCCGUACCAAGAGAAAUCCAAUACCAGUGUAUCCUCACAGAACGAUGAUGUUAGCCGGUUUCUAUCGACCAGUGCGGCACUCAGUUGGUAGCCAAGCUGGAGGAGUAUUCGCACAAGGUAAUGCUGUGAGCGGUGGUGCUUACCUUCGUGCUAAUCAACCGAAUUAUCUGGCGCGCGGUCCGGAACCUGUUGAUGAAUCUGAUGUAUCAAGCGCUGAAGCUGAAGCUGCACCUGAACAACAAGAGGAACCUGCAGUCGAUGAUGAAGAUCAAAGUAAUCCUCCAAGUGGGUAUGAAGAGGAAUCAGAGCCUCAUCAGUGGCAAGAGCAUACCAAUCCACAUACAAGACAACCUAGUCAAGAGGAAGAAGAAUCACCUUCACAUCCAUCUGAAUCCCCAGUCGGCGAAGAACCAGACGUACCGCAAACAAGUGUUGCAAAACGACCGUCUAAAACUCCAGGAUCUAAGAAAACAAAAAAAACAUCAGUUUAUGUAGAUAAUGAUAAUCAACAACAAUCAGAUGAAGAUGAUGAAGAAGAUGAAACUGAUGAAGAACCUAAUGUACCUUUUGUGCCAUUCAAAGCCAAUAGAAAAAAUAAUAUGCCCAAUCUUAACAACUUCUUUCCAAUGGUCUUCAGUUUUCCAAAAUCUUAUUCUCGUGAUGGCUCUUCUGGUUCCCCACCCGGAAUGAUUACUGCAAUAGCUAAUAGUUUUUCAACUGGGAAAGGAGGUGUUGCAAGUUCUGUAGCUACAGCAUACGGUGGAUCACCUAAUGGAAAGAAAAAACGUAAUCAAUCAUCCCACGAUGAUUAGGAAUAACUGAAACACUUGACAUUUGGCUAUUGAAGGAAGUUGAAUCCUGAAGAUUUGUAAUUGAUGAUAUUGCUUUAAUAUGAGUUUUAAAGAAGAGGCAUUUAGAUCAUUGAACUGAUUUAAAUUUCAUCUUGUUUUGAAAAUGUUAAAAAUAAUUACAGUUAGUUAUAAUAUAGUAUAGAAUGGUGAGAAAAAAAAUUAAUAUUAAUAAUGUAUAAUAAAGAUAUGAUAGGAAUAAAAAGAGAUCUUUGUAAGGAUAUUGUUAUUACAUAUGAGCUUGGUGUAAAUUGUAUUGGAAUAAAAUGCUUGAAUUAUUUAGAUAAA
Molecule: messenger RNA, 1382 nt
Organism: Chelonus insularis
Lineage: Eukaryota; Metazoa; Arthropoda; Insecta; Hymenoptera; Braconidae
Exons: 4
Coding region: 120-1058 (312 amino acids)
Source: RefSeq, a predicted model, not a curated record